This is a messenger RNA of Daktulosphaira vitifoliae (grape phylloxera), 3502 nucleotides long. Its product is annotated as centrosomal protein of 135 kDa-like. The coding region runs from base 340 to 3315 and encodes 991 amino acids. The record is from RefSeq and is a predicted model, not a curated record. The transcript has 17 exons. NCBI's taxonomy places the organism in Eukaryota, Metazoa, Arthropoda, Insecta, Hemiptera, Phylloxeridae.
AUUAAUGUAUUUUUAUUUUAUUACUUUGAUGUUAAAAAUAUUUUUUAUUCCUAUUUUUAACUAAAUUCAUGAAUAUAAGUGGCAAAUCAUAAUAUUUAAUUGCUUUAUAAGUUAAAAUUUCACUAAAUGAUUUCAUCAUUGAACGGACGUUAAAAAAUUUAAUUAGUAAAAAUAUUACAAAUUAAACUUUUAUGUUAAAAAUAUUGUUGGUGAUUUUCAAUGUAUUGUAAAAUUAUUUUUAAUUUUUUUAUUAAAAUCUAUUAAAUUUUAACUACAUUUUAAGAGGCUUAUUUUAAACCAUCUUUACGUAAACAACAAUUUAUUAUUAAUCAUAACAUCAUGACCCAAUCCGAAGAUUAUGAAAAUAUUAGAUACAAACUUGAUAAACUUGGAUAUCGUCAAUAUAUGUCUAUUGAAUCUUUUGAUUUGGUAAAUCAAUUAGUUGCAGAUUUACUGCAAACUACAGAAAGUUUAAAACAUUACAAAAAUAUAGCACAAAAUUCAUUAGAAGUAGCGCGUAAUUUGGAAGCAAAAUCUUCACCAUAUAUAAGAGAUACUUGUUCAUUAAUUCAAGAAUAUAACAAAUUGCAAGCAACACUAAAAGAACUUAGUGAAAAUAAAAAAAUGCUUGAACAUGAUAUAUCAGUUUUAAAAUCCAAAAACCACAAAGAUAAUCAAGAAAAUGAAAAACUUAAACAAUGUAUUAUUGAUUUAGAAGAAGAAGCUGUAUCUAGAAAUGCUAAAUUAUUGGAAUUGGGAAGUAUGUUUCUGAUUCCUCAAGUAGAAGUGAAAAAAAAUAUUGAUUAUCAAUCUUUAAGACCAAAAAUACAAGUUAAUAAAUCUAGAGUAAAAGAACAUGAGAGUAAAGAUAAAGAUGCUACAAAUUUAGAAAAUUCUACAUUGAAAAAACAGGUUCAAGAAUUAACCAAAGAUAUUAAAUUCUUGCAAAAAAAUGUUAUUAAAACAAAAAAUCAAGCUAAAAAACAGUUACCUAAUAAUCAUUACCUUUUAUUUGAAGAUUGUAAAAAUUUAACUAACAUACAAGCUGAUAAUCAAGUUUUAAAAAGAAACCUUGAUGAAGCAGAUGCCAAUUAUAAUGAAGUUUUAUUUCGUUUAACUAAAAUAUCUGAAGAAAAAAAAUCUCUUCAACAAACACUUACUGAUCAUCUUAACAAACAUUGUAACUGUGAAAAGGAUAUGAGUUUUAUGUUUGAUAUUAAUUUGUCUCUAGAAGAACUAAAAAAAAAAAAUUGCACUUUAGAAAAUGAAAAAAUUGAGUAUGAGAAUAAACUUAUGAAAGUUUCUGAUGACCAAAAAAAAAUGAUUGACAAAAUAAAUUACUUUAAAGAUAUUGAAAAUGAUUUGAUGGCCAAAAUUGAUAAGUUGUCUGAAGAAAAUAAAUUACUUCUAAAAAAGUUGAUAAGAUAUGAAAAUAAUCACCAGAAAACAGUUUGUGUGAGAUGUGAUAAAUCAUAUAAUAGUGAAAUAGACUGUACCCAUCACUCCAUUAAAUCUAAUGAUAUAGAUAUUACUAUAAGUAAAUUAAGAGCUGAACGAGAUGAAUACCUGUAUGAAAUAAACUGUUUAAAGAGACAGCAUCAUCAUGAAAUAAUUGAUUUGAGGAAAAAAAUUGAAACAUUAACAAAUGAAACUCUUAAAACAUCAGAUAAAAAGUUAACUUUACAGUUAGAGAGAGAGAAGAAUGAACUCAGGGAAAAAGUCAGUUGUUUAAAAAGAGAAAUUGACUUUUUAAAUAAUCAAUUAAAAAAAACCAGAGAAUCUAUUGACAGUAAUGAGUAUAAUGAACAUGAGUAUGUUAAACAAUUGGAGAAAGAAAAACAUCUGCUAUUGGAAAAACAACAAACUCUUACUUGGGAAAGUGCUAACAAGCAAUAUGAAAUUGAAAAGUAUCAAGAUAGUUCAUCUCGUUUAAAAGCUGAAAUUAAAAAAUUAACAAAUAUUAUUAACGAUCAAAAAUGUACCUACGAUAGACUUGAACGAACAUUACAAUCUACACAAUUUGCUCAGAAUACUGUUGAAGAACAGUUAGAAAGAGCACAAGUUAAAAUAGAAGAAUUAAAACAGAUUAAUAAUAAACUUAAUGAUCAAUUAGAUUGUGAACACCAAGAAAAACAAAGAUAUCAUAAUAACAUAACUAUUAAUGAUGAUCAUCGUGAAUCAUUAAUGAAUGAGUUGGAAAAAAAAACAAAACGUAUUGUACAUCUUGAUGGAUUGAUAAUGGAUAAAGAACAAGAAAUUUCAUCUUUACAUUCUAAAUUGAAUGAUGCAUCAAAAAAAAUUGGUAAUGCUCUAUAUUCUCAAACUGAAACUGAGAAAGUUUGUGAUGAUUUGAAAACUGAACUGUCUAGCACUAAUACUAAGUAUAAAAUCAUUGAAAAAAACCUAAAGAGUCUCGAAAAAGAGAAAAAAAGGUUACAAAAUGAUCUAGACACUGUGUUGAAAGAUAAUAAAAUUCUACGUAAUGAUUUAGAGGCAUCAAAAAAACAAACAGAAGAUUUAAAAAUGCAAUUGCAGGUUUAUGUAUUAGAAAUUAGACGUAUAGAAGAAACACUUGAAUGUAAAGAGUCUGAACGAGAUGAAAUACUGCAGCAAUUUAAAAUGCUUAACUGUGAAGCAACUCAGUUAGAGAGUAAUAACUAUAGUUUAGAAAGUGAAGCUAGAUCAUCAAAAACACUUCUCAAAGAAAAAGAGCAUUUACUUGCAGAUCUAGAGCGCAAACUCUUAGACAAAGAAGAGCUUAUUUCUAACUAUGAGACACAGAUUUUACAAUUAACUCAACAAGUUGCAUCACUAGAAUCACAAUUAUGUACUAAAAAUGAUCAGAUUGAAAAAUUAGAAUAUGACUUAGAUGCGUGUAGAAACAUAUGUUCUACUAUCGAUUCAACAAAAAUUAAUUUAACUGAACGGCUCUGCCGUGCAGAACAGCUACAAAAAAAUACAGAAGAAGAACGAGAAAGACUUGAUAAUGAAGUGUCAUCAUUAAAUACACAAAUGGAAAGAGAAUGUUCUAAGAUAUCUACUUUAGAAAAAGUGCUAAGUGAGUCAAGACAAGAAUGCAUGGAACUAACUAUACAAAAAAGCGAUUUAAAAGAAAGAUUAGAGGAAUGCCAACAAAAAAUAGAAUUUCUUAAAGAAGUAUUAGAUAAAACCAAACAUGAAUUAACAAAUUCUCGUUCAAAUGUAGUAGCUAAUGAACAUGAAAUUAAUUUAUUAAAACGACAACUAAAUGAUGUGAAAUUUGAGAAAGCUAAAUUAGAACAAUCCCAAAGGGAUCAUCAUAGCACUACAGUAUAAUUGACAGAAAAAUUAAAACUCGUUGAUAUCUUAAAACGUCCACAUUCAAGAGUUUAUAUUUAAAAAAAUUGUAUUUUAAUUAUUUAUUAUUGUAUAUUAGUUAAUUAAUUUAUUGUAUUUAAAUAAAAGUAUUUAUUAUGUUAUAUAAGGCACGUAUUAUAUUAAAAUAUAAAGCAUAUUGAAUUUA